UACACAGUAGAAAGCGGAGCAGGCAGCGUGUGGAAGGUGCCGGCGGUGACAGCAGGCAGGAUGCUGCAGCCACCGAGUCCCAGACCCGCUGUGCAGCCUGUGACCCCAAGACCCUCAGCACCGACUCCCCCCCCCAGCUCCUUGGGUCAAGAUGCAAAUCGCAGCCAAAUCCUCCCAGACCCAAAAUGAACUUCCUUCAGGGAGGCUUCCCCUUGCAAAGCAGGGAAGGCAGGCGGAGACCUGCUCCACCCCUCACGUGAGGGUCUGGGUUGCUCCCUCUGCAACCAGGAGCGGGAAUUGGGCCUGGCAGUUGGAGGGUGGGCUCUGGGACCCCAUCUGUGCUGGGUGCCUGGUCCCACUAUCGCCGAAACGCUGCCCCUUCUCUCCAAGAGACCAGGCGGAGCCCCAGGCUGGCCACUUCCGAAGCUCCCGACGCCAUGGAGGAGUGGGACGUGCCCCAGAUGAAAAAAGAGGUGGAGAGCCUCAAAUACCAGCUGGCCUUCAAGAGGGAGAUGUCGUCGAAGACCAUCCCUGAGCUUCUCAAGUGGAUAGAGGAUGGGAUCCCCAAGGACCCGUUCCUGAACCCCGACCUGAUGAAGAACAACCCAUGGGUAGAGAAGGGCAAGUGCGCCAUCCUGUGAGGCCCCCACACCCCGCCCCCAGAUUCUCGUUUCUGUAGGGAGGACAACUCUGUAAACGUGUGACUUUUAUAAAGACUUUUUGAGAGUGUU
Canis lupus familiaris (dog) is the source of this 731-nucleotide messenger RNA. RefSeq names its product G protein subunit gamma 13 (gene GNG13). Lineage: Eukaryota; Metazoa; Chordata; Mammalia; Carnivora; Canidae. Gene Ontology annotation, biological process: phospholipase C-activating G protein-coupled receptor signaling pathway; sensory perception of taste. The record is from RefSeq and is a predicted model, not a curated record. Gene Ontology annotation, molecular function: G-protein beta-subunit binding. Gene Ontology annotation, cellular component: heterotrimeric G-protein complex. Bases 438 to 641 code for a protein of 67 amino acids. The transcript is spliced from 3 exons.